Molecule: messenger RNA, 5339 nt
Organism: Effrenium voratum
Lineage: Eukaryota; Dinophyceae; Suessiales; Symbiodiniaceae
Source: the annotation of a GenBank genome assembly
AGAUCCAAACCACUCUCAUGCCGAUGGUUUCUCUCGGCAUGGGAGCGGGCGGUAGUGCCCGCAUGCAUUUCGUGAUGAUAUGGAUCGCAGUGCUCUUCGCCUUGGCCGCUGCCGACGCGAGAACUUACAGAAAUGAUCAAGCCGGCGCAAGUGGCGCUCGCCGACUGGGCGCCCUUGAGGACAAGUUGGCGCACACCAUGCAUGUAGUAAAGGAGCUGAAGGCAGCAGAGCUGGAACUGACCAAGGAGUAUUUGCUUCUGGCCUUUGGUUCUGAGGACUCCAGCAAGGUGAAGAGCCUGUCAGCAUCUACCCAGCAACAAGUGGCGGUGUUGGUAACUGGGAACGACGAGUUCGUAGCACCGCCCAACUCGGACACAGCCGCCAAGUUGAAUGAACUCAUUGUGAAGGAGCUUGCUUUUCAUUCACUGCUCCUGUCGAGCCUGUACGUGAAUACCAGCUCGGUGGACCUGCUAGCUCAAGUGGUCACCCAAAAGGAGGACCUGGAAGAUGCUUACGACAAGCUGCACGAGCAGUACGGUGCGUAUGGUCAGAUGAAUGGAUAUGCGGAUCCGAUGCAAAAAGCGUACGGGUUCCAUUUGCAGGCGGAUGCGGAGGGCAUGGCAGUCAAGUCCCUACUGAUCUUGUUGGACCUUGACCGUUCCAAUUACCUGACCUUGCUUCAGCAAGCCCAGGUGCGAUUUAGCGCGAUGCUCCAAAGCCUCCGAUGGGGCGAUGUAGUUUUACAGAUCCCGGAUCUCACGGACGUUUGCAUGCUGCAGGCACUGGCAAAGGUUUCCGCCAGUUGGUUCGAGCUGGAUAUACUUCUGCUGCAAGUGCGGAGCGAUGACGCGAUCGGGGUAGAUCUGAGCUUCGCCCGCUCCGUGCAGUCGGCUUCUGCUGUCCUGCGGAGUGAUUUGCACCUUUUGGGCGUGGCGUUCGAGACCAACAUGCCUUGCAACCCCCUCUCCAGCAUGGAGGAGGCGUUGUGGAAGACCGGCAUCAUGGAGACUAACUUGUUCCGCUCCUACGUGCAGAAAUCCGCACGCCUCUUCUUCCAGGUCAUUAGCGCAACGGCGGCUGAUUUGGAGAAGCUCCUGCUGACUCAGACACUUGCGGAUGCGAGUGCAGCUAUUGGCAACGCUUUGAAAGGCUCCUAUAGCAAGAAGGUGCCUGUGCCACCUUCGCAGGCGCUGGUGGAUCUGCUGACGACCUCCUUCGCAUUGUGGACGAGUUUCCAAGAGGACGUCCAGCGAGCCGUGGUCACCGGCGAUGCUGCGGUCACGUGGCGCGUGGGCCGAAAGAGUGACGAGCUGGACGCAAAGAUGGAGGAGGUGGGGCUUGGCUAUGUCCUCGCGGCCUAUUCUGCAGACCCCACGCUGAGGGCGAUCGUGUGGGAGAGCGCGGAGCAGAGCCGUGGAUUGCUGCAGCAACUGGCUGAAGAAUCUCUCCUCAUCAGCCUUCGCGACUCUGCGGUGGGCAUGACAGGAUCCUUUGAAGCGCACACCGCGAAGUUUGAGAAGCUCCACUGGGAGCUGCUUCGUGGCGCCACCAACUCGCACCUCGUGCCAGAGGUGCCCAUUCCCCGGACCGUGGACGCGUGCACGUUGACGACGAUGGCCACCGUGUGGGCCGACUAUGAGGCCCUGAAGAGCAUUCUGAUUCAGCUGUAUGGCUCAAAGGAUUUCCUUACGAACCACAAGGGCUUCAUCGCCAGCGAGGCCGCGAGUCCGGUGCUGGCGCAGGCGAUGUUGGCCUUCAAGCAGGGCUGGGAUGAGUUCAGGAACACCGACGAGAAGCGCCUGGAGAAUCUGCAGAUUGCUUACAUCUAUUCCAAUCCCAAUGCAGUGGGCUCCAAGGACAAUUUGGACUUCGCCCCAGGAUCUGAGUACUACCACCAGGUGCACGCUCAGUAUCACCCCGUCUAUCGUAGUAUCCUUUAUGAGCGCAACUACUAUGAUAUCUUCAUGUUUGACCUUGAAGGCAAUCUCAUCUACUCUGUGUACAAGGAGUUGGACUAUGCCACCAACUUCGCGGCCAACGGCACUGGCGUAUGGAAGGACUCCGGCCUGGGCGAGGCCUUCCGCGCAGCGAUGGCGAACCCAGACCUGAUCAACGUCAUCGACUGGAAGCCAUACGGGCCAAGCUAUGGCGCGCUGGCAAGCUUUCUGUCCACGGGCAUCAAGCAGGACGGGCAAUUGGUGGGGGUCUUCUGCACGCAGAUGCCCCCGGAGAGUAAGCCCGUGCAGAUCUCUGAGAUGGAGCCCGUCUUGGACACGGCGCUGGCCUCCAUGGACACCGCCGUGCGCUUCUACCUCCAAGGCAACGCGAGCUGCGACACCGCGCUGGACGCAACAAGCUGGGAGGUGAUGAUGCAAACCUACAACUCCUUGGACUCCAAGUUCAAGCACGCAGAGACGGAGUUCGCGCUGCUGGCGGCCGGGUAUUCGCAGGAAUGGCUGAGCUUGUCGGCUGUGGGUUUGGAAGAGCACAAGUCCUAUUUGGUCAUCGAGGCGGCAAAGCCUGGCCUGGUGGAUGCUUUGUGGGAAUUCAAGCAAGCAUGGGACGCCUACCGCCCAACGAACGCGGAAAGGCUUCUGAGCUUGCAGAUUGCCUAUAUCCUCCUCAACCCCAAUCCUCUAGGCCAGAAGGACGUGCUCGACUAUGCCGAUGGGCCAGAAGAUUAUCACCAAGUACAUCGCAGGUAUCAUCCGACGUACCGGACCAUCCUCUACGAUCGCAACUACUACGACAUUUUCAUGUUCGAUCUCGAAGGCAACCUCAUCUACUCGGUGUUCAAGGAGUUGGACUACGCCACCAACUUUCUGGCGGACGGCAUCGGGGAGUGGAAGGACUCGGGCCUGGGCGAGGCCUUCCGCGCAGCGGUGGCCAACCCCGACGGGAUCAACAUCAUCGACUGGAAGCCCUACGGCCCCAGCUAUGGUGCCUUGGCUUCCUUCUUGUCCACCGGCGUGCGGCGCUAUGGGGAGCUGAUCGGCGUCUUCUCCACGCAGCUGCCCCCCGAGUUCACACCGCGGAACUCCUCGGCGCUGCUGGACGAGGUGCUGGAGGAGUUGCACGCCACCUUCGAGGACUUCAAGUUCGGCAGCCCCGCGGCCAAGGCCAAGCCGCCCCCAUCCCAGGCGGCCGCGGACCACCUCUUCGCUGCCAGCGACACCUGGGACACGCUGGAAGCUCAAAUGAAAGGUCCAAAGGCGAAGGAGGUACUGCUGGAUAUGCGCAACAAGGGGGAAAGUUUCAAGUCAGUCGUCCUGGAACUUGAGCACGAGGUGCAGAGCUUAGCCUAUCAGCAGCAGCCUACCAUCCUGGGAGAGAAGAUGCGAUUGGCCAGCGAGACCCAGUCUAUGCUGCAGCAGAUCCAGCUGGACGCCGUGCUGAUCUCCAUGGGCGGCUUCGACUCUUUGCGCGGCAGUCUCGGUGCGACCUCCGCCAAGUUUGAGCAAAACCAGGUGCUUCUGAGGGAUGGCAACUUGUACCGUCGUCUGGCCAUGACCGACGUCCCAGCGACUAACUCCUUCGAUGGGCUCGAGAAGUUGACCGCCAUGGAUUCCGCCUGGGUCGCUUUGAAGCCGGAAGUGGAGGCCAUAGCUAUGGGUGGUGAGACCAGCGUCACUACCAUGAAGAGCUUUGUGCCCCUGGCCGACACGGCCACCGAGGCGGCCGCGGGGGUCUCGGACUUCUUCUCCACGGUGACGCGCACCACCACGCUGAUGGCUCUGGAGAUCCUGGCCCCCAUGCCGCUGACGGGUGACUGGGCGGCAGGCCAGACCUUCCGUCUGGCCGCCAGGCUGGCGGAAGGCAUCAUCAACCAGGACCAACUCAUUCUGCCGGGUUAUCGCUUGCAGCAUCAGAUCUAUGAUGAUAAGUGCGACGACAGCGUGGGCUCGGACAAAGUGGUUUCCGCCAUGGCCACAAUUGACACCUUCGUGGCCAUCGGGGGCAUGGGUUGCGACGCUGUGUGCCGUCAAGUGUCUUCAUUGGCCACGUCCAUGCGCUUGCCGUUCCUGAGCUACGAGUGCCCCUCCGCAGCCUUCUCGGACUUGUUGGCCUUCCCAGCCUUGGCACGAAUGGGCACGUCUGCCAGAAGUCGAGCUCUGACGGUCAUCGAGCAACUGAAAGAAAAGUACACUUGGAAGCACGUCUAUGUGGUGUCUGCAGAUCCUGCCCAGUACCAAGUGGAAUCAGAAGCCUAUGUCGCUGACUUCCAAGCCAUGGGCGUGAGCAGCGAAUACCUCAGCGCCCCCGUCUCCCGCUGGAACGACAUCCGCAGCGUCAUGGCGACCAUCAAGGGCCAGACCCCUGGCCUGGACCGGGUAAUCUUCGUGGUGGGCCCCGAGACCUUCUAUCGAAAGCUCAUUUGCGCCUCGAUCAUCGAAGGUCUGCAGAAAGGCGUCACUUGGCUGUCCAAGGGCACCUGGCGGAACCAGUGGUGGCAGAGAUCCGACUUGCUCACCUCGGCGCACAGGCAAUGGCUCCGAGAAGACGUGGGGGGGCUGCAGCUGAAGACGGUCUUCACAGAGUUCAAGAACGCGUGGGACAGCUUCCGUGGCGACGUGGAGGCCACUCGCCAGGAUCUGUUUGCGCUGUAUGUCACAGACCUGAAGGACGAGCUGCUAGAAGCUGAGGGUACCGAGAGGUACCACGAGGUGCAUGCUCAAUACCAUCCCAUCUACCGCCGGAUUCUUUAUGAGCGUGGCUACUAUGACAUCUUCAUUUUCGACUUGGAGGGAAACCUGAUCUAUUCUGUCUUCAAGGAGACAGACUACGCCACCAACUUCGCGGCAGACGGAAAUGGCCCAUGGAAGGAUUCUGGCCUUGGUCAGGCGUUCAGAGGGGCUUUGGAAAGGCCAGACAACCUCACCUAUGUGGACUGGCAGCCCUAUGGCCCCAGUGCCUAUGCAGACGCGGCCUUCUUCUCCACGGGGCUGAGAAACGAGGAUGGCGUGCUGAUUGGCAUUUACUCCAUCCAACUGCCGCCCGAGUACGAGCGCUCCAUUGAGGUUCUUCAGCCUCAGUGCAGCUUCACAGCUAUUCAGGAGGCCUUCCAGGGAUCGAUCAACGUGGCCGGUCUUGGCCGCCCCAUCGAGGCGCUGUAUGCUGUGCAUCUGGGUGUGGAGAUGCCAUUGCCGAAGUCGUGGAUGAGCUGCUCCAAGUUGGAUAAGUUGCUCUACGGCUGCCCUGCCAAGCCCUCGGCGCUGCUGAUGGAUUCACAAUGUAGGCGGAGCGGUCCGCGUUCUGUCGACAUUCCAGCCGCAGCGCGCACCUUUAUUGGAAUCUUUCAGGAAGGCAGGCCCUGCAGGUUCCCCGCGGAGAAGCCUUGA